Ananas comosus (pineapple) is the source of this 1444-nucleotide messenger RNA. RefSeq names its product E3 ubiquitin-protein ligase RING1-like. Gene Ontology annotation, molecular function: ubiquitin protein ligase activity. Gene Ontology annotation, biological process: protein ubiquitination. The coding region runs from base 92 to 1189 and encodes 365 amino acids. NCBI's taxonomy places the organism in Eukaryota, Viridiplantae, Streptophyta, Magnoliopsida, Poales, Bromeliaceae. The record is from RefSeq and is a predicted model, not a curated record. Gene Ontology annotation, cellular component: cytoplasm. The transcript is spliced from 2 exons.
AUUUUUUUUUCCCUUCUCCUCAUUCGCUUCGUUUCUCUCUCUCUCCUCGCUCUCUCUCUCUCUCUCUCCUCGCCCCCUCGCCGUGGAAUCGAUGUCCUUCGCCGCCCCUUACGGCGGCGGCGACGCCUCCGCCGCCGCGCGGAAGCGCUUCUUUUGCCACCAAUGCAACCGCACCGUCCUCAUCGGCCCCUCGUCGUCGUCCUCCUCCGCCGCCGAGGGGUUCGACCUCUCGUGCCCCCACUGCGGCGGUGGCUUCAUCGAGGAGCUCAACGUCCCAAACCCUAGCCCCGAUCCCAUCCCCAGCCUCUUCUCCGACGACUCCUUUGGCCCCUACCAAUCCCCUCUCCCCUUCCUCCUCUCCGCCCUCCUCGACCUCCGCGGCCCCGGCGGCGGCGGCGGUGGCGGCGGAGGCGGCGGGGGAUUCUCCGGCGACCCCGCCACCCCCGAUCGCUCCGCCGCUCCCUCCCCCGAUCCCGAACCCUUCGACCCCGUCCACUUCCUGCAGAACUACCUCCAAACCCUAAUGGACGGCGGCGCCAACAUCCAGGUCGUCCUCGACGGCGGCGACGGUGGCGGCGGCGGCGGAGGGCUCCGCCUCGGCGGCAACUUCGGCGACUACUUCAUCGGCCCGGGGCUCGAGCAGCUGAUCGAGCAGUUGGCGGAGAACGAUCCGAACCGCUACGGUACUCCUCCCGCGGCCAAAUCCGCGGUCGAUUCCCUCCCCGAUGUGAAGAUCUCGGAGGAGGUCAUGGCGACCGACGAUGCGCAGUGCGCCGUGUGCAAGGACGCCUUCGAGGUCGGGGAGGAGGCGAAGGAGAUGCCCUGCAAACACAUCUACCACAAGGAUUGCAUAAUUCCAUGGCUGGAGCUCCAUAAUUCUUGUCCCGUGUGCCGCUACGAGCUCCCGACGGACGAUCAGGAGUAUGAGAACCGGAAAAAGGCGCCCGCCGGAGGAGGAGCAGGGAGUUCAUCUAGGGUUUCUUCAAGAGGUGGUGGUCAUCGUUCUGGCGAUGACCGUGACCCUGCCAGUGAUGGAGAGGGAGAUUCUUCUGGGGCUGUGACGAGUCCCUCGGGGAGGAGGUUCAAUAUCUCAUUGCCUUGGCCAUUCAACAGUUUUGGAUCGCAGUUUGAGGAUAGAGAUGCUGGGAAUUCUGGUGGUCAAAGUGAUGAGCAUGAGGGGAGGACUUGACCUGAGGAUGGAUUGAGGAUGAGUUUCUCGGUGCAUCUUUCAACGACUCUACGACGUAUACUUAUCUCUGUUUCUAUUAUACAUGUUUGAAAGAUUGAUUUCCGCAAAUUUAUUUUGUUAAGUUAUAAUCUGUUGAGAGUUAGCUUACGAAUCACCCAAACAGUGCAACUAGGAAUGGAUGGUUUCGAGCUGCGGCAGAAUUAUGUGACAGGUUGAAAUAUCAAAAAAUUAUUAGUUUAUUGGAUUUUCAUGAUA